AUGUUGAGGCACUCAAAACAGGAGCAGCAGAUGUGCCGCAAGAUGCCUGGGACGUCCUUUGGCUACGUCUGCGACCAGCAUGAUGGUCGCUGCGUGAUCUGCGACCUGCAGUUUGAUGAAGCACUCCCGUCGAUGCGGGAGGUGCACGUCUGCGACGACUGCGGCUUUGGCAGAGAGGGUGAGGAGCGCUGUGUCAUGUGCAACGCAGGGAAGACGACGGAGGUGGCGUACUACUGCCAGUACUGCGUCGCGUUGGAGAAGGACCGCGACGGCUGUCCGCGGGUUCUAAAUCAGAGCCGACACCAACGCAUGGCGACAUUACGCACGCGGUGA
Trypanosoma rangeli is the source of this 333-nucleotide messenger RNA. RefSeq names its product PHD finger-like domain-containing protein 5A. Bases 1 to 333 code for a protein of 110 amino acids. The transcript has a single exon. The record is from RefSeq and is a predicted model, not a curated record. NCBI's taxonomy places the organism in Eukaryota, Euglenozoa, Kinetoplastea, Trypanosomatida, Trypanosomatidae. Gene Ontology annotation, biological process: mRNA splicing, via spliceosome. Gene Ontology annotation, cellular component: precatalytic spliceosome; catalytic step 2 spliceosome; U2 snRNP.